AGCAGGCACAUUUAACUGCCUGCCACUGGGAGAAGAGGUUUAGUUCCGAGUUCCAGAGAGAUGCCUUGCCCGAAGGUCACUGAUAGUGAUUUCCAUUUGAGGACAGGUAGGGUCAUUGCCUCCUGGAACCUCCCUGGGGAGGGGAAUUUUUGUGUAGUAAUUGGUUGUAAGUUACUUGGAGGCUGGGCAAUGGAGCAGCUUCAGAAGUCUGUCAAUGAAAAGUGACGCUAUAAGCAAGCUAAGAAGAGGAAAGGGAGAGAAGAAAGAACCGAGAACUGUACUCAUCAGGACCACAUCCGUGUGGGAUCAGACCCAUAUCUGUGCAGGAUGAUCCUAGGACUUGGGGAAAAAGUAAGUUAAAGGAAGCUUUGCUCCAAUUCUGUCUCUCAAGACGCUUUGCUCAUUUCCUGCUUUUGGAAGAUGGGCUCUUGGAAGUACAGUCUUUUCAGCCUAUCUCUAAUUGCUGCCUUGACGCUUAUGUUUAUUUACAAUAGCAAGUUAUGGGCGAACAAUCCUUUCCCAAGGGCGGUUUCCAAUAUUUCGGUCUUAGCAGAAGUCUGUUUUCAUAUGUUCAGUGGGGAGAAGUUUUAUACGGAGGACAGUGCACGGAAAACUACCCUAGAAACCUUCACCUGUUCCGAGUACAAGGUUCAAAAUCACUACAUAACAGAGACUCUCUCUGAAGAAGAAGCCCAAUUCCCUCUGGCUUUUACACUUACUGUCCACAAAGAUUAUGACACUUUUGAGAGACUCUUCAGGGCCAUUUACAUGCCCCAGAACAUCUAUUGUGUGCACGUGGAUAGUAAGGCAACAGAGACCUUCAAAGAAGCAGUGCGUCGGUUAGUAAACUGUUUCCCCAAUGCCUUCCUGGCCUCUAGGAUGGAGCUGGUGGUCUAUGGUGGCUUCUCCCGGCUCCAGGCUGACCUGAACUGCAUGAAAGACCUGGUGGCCUCCAAGGUCCGCUGGAAAUAUGUCAUCAACACCUGCGGGCAGGACUUUCCUCUGAAAACCAACAAAGAAAUAGUUCAGUACCUGAAAGGGUUUAUUGGGAAGAAUCUCACCCCAGGGGUGCUGCCUCCCGCUCACGCAGUUGGAAGGACCAAGUAUGUUCACCGGGAGCUGAUAGACCUUAAAAAUCCCUACGUGCACAAUACAGGAAGAUUAAAAGCCCCUCCUCCUCACAAUCUGACCAUUUACUUUGGCACUGCAUAUGUGACCCUCACUCGAGAGUUUGCUAACUUUGUCCUCAAAGACCAGCGUUCACUGGACUUAAUCUCCUGGUCCAAGGACACCUACAGUCCUGAUGAACACUUCUGGGUGACACUCAAUAGGAUUCCUGGUAUGUAUAUUUUAUUUCUCUCACAUCUCACACCGUCAUCUUUGUCUUAAUAGUGUUUAUUUGUUGUUGUUGUUGUUUUGAAGAGACUUUGUCUUGCUAUGCCCAGUCCAGGCUAUCCUGGAACUCCUGA
This is a messenger RNA of Grammomys surdaster, 1469 nucleotides long. Its product is annotated as N-acetyllactosaminide beta-1,6-N-acetylglucosaminyl-transferase-like. Gene Ontology annotation, molecular function: acetylglucosaminyltransferase activity. Gene Ontology annotation, biological process: transforming growth factor beta receptor signaling pathway. Lineage: Eukaryota; Metazoa; Chordata; Mammalia; Rodentia; Muridae. Gene Ontology annotation, cellular component: membrane. The transcript has a single exon. The coding region runs from base 421 to 1389 and encodes 322 amino acids. The record is from RefSeq and is a predicted model, not a curated record.